Messenger RNA from Amborella trichopoda, 2947 nucleotides. RefSeq names its product DNA ligase-like protein. The record is from RefSeq and is a predicted model, not a curated record. Lineage: Eukaryota; Viridiplantae; Streptophyta; Magnoliopsida; Amborellales; Amborellaceae.
UUCUAUCUCUACUGAAAAUUCCCUUUCUCUCUCUAACACUCUCUCUCUAGUGAAAUUUCCUUUCUCUCAUACAUUGCUCCAUCACUACAACUGAAAGUCCAUCUCUCUCUCUCUCCCUUCAUCUGUUAUUCUCUAUUCUCUCUCUACAUAUUUUUUCAUCUAGUUUUCUGAACUCUAUUUCCGUCAUUCUCUCUAUCUGAAACGCUUCAAAUGGGGAGUGACCUAGAGGAUCUAGCUCAACCCUCUGGAACACUAUCCCCUGUUUCUCGAAGGAAGUUCAAGCGUCUGAAACGAUUGCCUCAACUUGAUUCGCUUACAUCUAAAUCCCCAAUUGCAUCUAAAACCCCGGAUCCCAUCACUCCACCUUCUCUCACUGAUCGCAACAUAGCUGACAGUCCAUCGAAGUUGAGUGAAAAUACCGUUUUCAGAGAAUCGAUGGAAUCUAUGGAUUCUGAUGAUCCGCUGGAGGUUAGUGAAACUGCAAGGUUUGCAGAAUCAAUGGAUCCUAUAGGUUCUCAUAAUCCAAAAAAGGUCAACGAACCUACAGGUUCUGGAAAUUCAAUGGAUUUUAUGGGUUCUGAUACUGUAUUUGCGGGAGAAGAUAAUAUCAGUGAUAAGAAGAAAGAAAACAAUAAUAAGAAGAAGAAGUUAAAGGAUGGUAAUAGGGGUUCCAAACCAUCUUUACGAAACCAGAAGAGACUCGAAAAGGAAAGAAGGGCUCAUCUGGAACAAAUUCAUGCCGAAUCACAGAGAUUGUUAAGAGAGACUAAAGAUGUGUCAUUUAAACCUGUAUUGGCUGAAAAGAAACCUAUAUCCUCUGUUUUGGAAAAGAUUCGUCGUAGGAAGCUUGAAGUGCAGAGGAGGUUAGGAGUUGAGAUCAUUGAUUCAGAGGAUCGUCAUAAUGUUGCUUGUGAAGAUGUUGGUUAUAAGGAUUCUGAUAAUCAUAAUAUUGAUCAACAAGCUGCCACAUUCAACGAGAGACAUGAUGAUGGCAAGCCUAUUGAGAUAAAAAAUAUUCAAUGUCACCACAAUGAUGUUUUAUUGGCUGGAUCUUCCGGGCCCCAAACUCUUGAGGAUCAGGCAGAGAAUGUUCUCCCAAAUGUGGCUUCAACCUUGGAUUUUGAAAAUGUAUUUCGGCCUCCAAUUAAUGACACCCAGGAUCUUCUUUGUGAUUCCCAACAUAGUAUUGAAGAAAAUGCUGCGCAUCUUACCAGUUCUCCUGAAACAGCUCCUGCAUCGUCAUUACUUCCCAUGAACUUAAUGUUUGAUUCAGCUCCCCCUGAGGAUGUCUUCUCUGACGAAGAAAAUGACAAGGAAAACAUUGAUCCUCACCCAAAGAAACCAGCCAAUAUGGAUUUGUGCCCAAAAGGUGAUCCAUUAAAAGCCUUUAUGGAUGUUGAAGCUGAAGAGGAAGAUGAUAGCGACCAUGAUCGAGAGAGGUACCAUGAUGAUGAAGAAGAAGGAGAAGAAGACGAUGAGAACUUUGAUGACUUAAUUGCGACAGCAGCUGAAGAGAUGCCAAUAGAUAGGGAAAUGAGGGAUCAGCUUCAUCAAAAAUGGCUUGAAGAGCAGGAUGCAGCAGCAACUGAUAAUGUUUUGCAAAAAUUGAAAUGUGGUUGGAAAGAGAAAGACUUGGAGAGAGAGAGAGACUUGGACCAGAUUCUUGGGGAUGAAGGCUAUGAAGGUAGUGAUGGGUACAGUGCAGAUGAUAUGGGGCUGAAGAAGUCCUCCAGAAAGGGUUUGAAGAAGGCAAAACUGAUGAUCAAUGAAAUUUUUAAGGAUGAGGAGGAUGCUUUUGUUUCUUCUGAUGAUGAAGAAAUGGAGCAGAGAAUGGUGCGACAGAGGCUGCUUGAGCAAACUGAGCAAACUACUUUCCUGUCUCCCGCUGAUGAUGACGGUUCUAGAGAGGUCUUUGGCCUCAUAAAGAAGCUCAACAUUGCCCCUGAGAGCAAAAAGAGAACGAGACCUGCUCCUUCUUCUUUUGAGUCUUGGUUCUCAGGUGGAAACAGCAAUAGCUCCUCCAAGUCUUCAUUUUUGGGUCGUGCCUCGAGUAAUUCUCUCCAGUCGUCUCACAAGCAAGGAUCCAAAACAGUUCGAUCCUUCAUUUUUGGCCGUGAUGAUAGUAAUAGCAGAAGUGGUAUCUCUGCUUCUGAUGUAUUGGAAUCGGAUCAGAAAGAGAACAGGCCACCAACUAAUGCAUCAAUGAAGCAAUCUCUUUCACAGUUAAAUCACAAGAAUGGCCAUGAAAAGAAGAAUAUUAAGAGUGAUACGACCUCUGGGUCUUCUCUGUUUGAAAUUUUGAAGCGCUCAUCUGUGCCUUCGGUGUCCAGCCAUGAGAACAAUGAGACCCUGCACUAUUUUCAAGCCUUCAAAUCUGUUGGGAAAUCUGCAAACAGAAAAUGAAGAUCAUCUGAUGGAAAAGCAUCACUAUUGUUUUGCUUUGAUGUGCUAUAAAAACCCAGCUGCUGCUGCCUUGACCCAAGCUCUGAUACCUGGUACUUAAUUGGUCUUUCUCUGAAUUAAUUUAUUUUUCCAUUAUCAGAUGGUCAUAUCUCUCUUUCUCUCUAAAUCCUCAAGGUAUUUGGCUUUUAUCAACUAGGCCUCGAGACGUGAAUUAAACUCGAGGUCUUAUGCAUUUUUAAGCUUGUGAUCACUGAUACAUGGCUAAAAAAGUGAUGUAACUAAUAAACCAUGUGCAUUGUGCUAAUUGCGGAGUCUUGAAUGCCGGAGAACUGUUUUUGGUACAAGGUCAAAUCAUCCUCAUCAUCAUGAUGUGUUAUCGGGGAGCGCAGGGUGUGCCUUGGUCAUGCUCAAAGUACAAGAAAAGUUAUUGGACUUCGAAGAUAAUCAAUCUUAUGGGCAGUGUUUGCAAAAUCGAAUCGAAACGGUUAAUCGGACAUGGAGCUGCCAGCGGUUUGAACCGGAAUUGGACUAAUCGGAGCGGUUA